CUGCGCAGGCUGUGGUGGCGUCGUAACGCCUCGGGGAAAGGGAAGCGGAUGGGACUGCGAAUCGCUGCCUCUGGCUUUUUAUUUUUCUGCUGACAGGAUUUGGUCACUGGUUCUUCAUCUUUUGUCUGUUGCACGCAUCCAGCCCUUCCCAUUUGCUUUCCCACUCCUUGGAUCCAGCCCUCUGGGCAUUCACGCCAGUUCUCUCACCCCGCCGUGAGCCCCUCCUGGUCCCCGGGCGGGCCUGGCACGGAGGCGGUAACUAUGGAGAAUAUGGCGGAGGAGGAGCUGCUAACGCAGGAGAAGGAGGAGGUGGAGGUGGCCCAGGUCCAGGUCCCGACCCCGGCCCCGGACUCGGCUCGGGUCCCAGCUCCCGCCCCGGAUUCGGCCCCGGCCCCGGACUCGGCUCCGACUCCGGCCUCGGCUCCAGCCCCAGCCCCUGCCCUGGCCCAGGCUCCGGCCCUGUCCCCGUCCCUAGCCUCUGCCCCUGACGAGGCUGAAAGCAUUAGUCCUUUGAAAUCAGUCUUAACUAGGCAAGAUGAAGAUGGCAUAUCUGAAAUAGAACUGAAAAAUGAGGAAAAAGUAUCAGAAGUUGUAAAAGAACCUUCUAGCAUCUUGGAUUCAUCUGAUUUAACAAAAGAGAGACACAUCUCAAUCCAGAGGCAGCUUGCUGAUCUAGAGAAGUUAGCCUUCGUAGCUGAAGAUUUUGACUCUGCCAGUUCAUUGAACUCAGAUAAUCUUGAUGCAGGAAACAAACAGUCUUGUCCAUUGUGCCCUAAGGAGAAAUUCAGAGCUUGUAAUAGCCAUAAGCUUCGUCGUCACCUUCAAAAUUUACACUGGAAAGUCUCAGUUGAAUUUGAAGGUUACAGGAUGUGCAUCUGUCACUUACCUUGUCGACCAGUGAAACCAAACAUUAUUGGAGAACAGAUAUCCAGUAAAAUGGGCGCCCAUUAUCAUUGUAUCAUUUGUUCAGCAACAAUCACCAGAAGGACCGAUAUGCUGGGACAUGUUAGGCGACAUGUGAAUAAAGGAGAGACGAAAUCCAGGUAUAUUGCUGCUUCUGCUGCAAAACCACCUAAUGAAAUUUUGAAAGAGGCAGACACAGAUGUACAAGUUUGUCCUAACUAUUCUAUACCUCAAAAAACAGAUUCCUAUUUUAAUCCCAAAAUGAAACUAAAUCGGCAGCUAAUAUUCUGUACAUUGGCUGCUUUGGCUGAGGAACGAAAACCUUUGGAAUGUCUAGAUGCCUUUGGAGCCACUGGGAUAAUGGGAUUACAAUGGGCAAAACAUCUUGGAAGUGCAGUUAAGGUUACAAUUAAUGACUUGAAUGAGAACUCUGUGACACUGAUUCAGGAAAACUGCCAUUUAAACAAACUGAAAGUGGUGGUGGACAGUAAGGAAAAGGAAGAGAGUGAUGAUAUUCUUGAAGAAGGAGAGGAAAACCUUGGUAAUAUUCAGGUGACCAAAAUGGAUGCCAAUGUACUGAUGCAUUUGAGAUCCUUUGAUUUCAUACACCUAGACCCUUUUGGAACAUCUGUGAACUAUCUAGAUUCUGCAUUCAGAAAUAUAAGAAACCUUGGCAUAGUUUCAGUGACUUCUACAGAUAUUAGUUCUUUAUAUGCCAAGGCACAGCAUGUUGCCCGGCGUCACUACGGCUGUAAUAUUGUCCGAACUGAAUAUUACAAGGAACUAGCAGCCAGAAUCGUUGUAGCUGCAGUGGCAAGAGCUGCAGCCCGAUGUAACAAAGGCAUUGAGGUACUGUUUGCAGUGGCUCUGGAACAUUUUGUGUUGGUUGUUGUGAGAGUUUUGAGGGGGCCUACCUCUGCAGAUGAGACAGCCAAGAAGAUCCAGUACCUGAUCCAUUGUCAGUGGUGUGAAGAGAGAAUUUUUCAGAAGGCUGGUAAUAUGGUAGAAGAAAACCCAUAUAGACAGCUGCCCUGUAACUGUCAUGGAAGCAUGCCUGGAAAGACAGCGAUAGAACUUGGACCACUAUGGUCAAGUUCCCUUUUCAAUACUGGAUUCCUCAAAAGAAUGCUAUUUGAAUCUUUUCACCAUGGUUUAGAUGACAUUCAGACCCUAAUAAAGACAUUAAUCUUUGAAUCAGAGUGUACUCCUCAAAGUCAGUUUUCAGUUCAUGCACCUUCAAAUCUCAACAAGCAAGAAGAAUAUGGUGUGUUUAUUAAAACUACAGAUGAUACCACAACAGAUAAUUACACUGCACAAGGAAAGAGAAAAGGUAAUGAAACAAUCACAACUUUAGCCAAAAGGCAAAAGACUGAUGUCAGUACUGAACAUCCUCCCUUUUAUUACAACAUCCACAGACACAGCAUUAAAGGAAUGAAUAUGCCAAAGUUAAAAAAGUUUUUGUGCUAUCUUUCUCAAGCAGGCUUUCGAGUAAGCCGAACUCAUUUUGACCCAAUGGGUGUUCGUACAGAUGCACCCCUGAUGCAGUUUAAAUCAAUCCUUUUAAAGUACAGCACCCCUACCUACACUGGAGGACAGUCGGAGGGCCAUGUCCAGUCAGCGUCCGAAGAUACAGUAGCUGACAGGGUUGAAAUGUCAGUGAAUGACAAAGCAGAGGCAGACAGUUGCGGAAGAUGGUAAAUGGAGAGGAGUUAUUCAGAUGUCCGUAUAGAUGCCCUCAUAGUUCUCUAUACCAACUGUAGUUCUUUUUCUAUUCUUUUAAUUCAGUGGUGUAAAAAUAAAAAACAGUGCUGUUUUCAUUCAGAAAAUUAGCAGUUUCUAACUUAGUUUGGGAGCUACGCUUUCCAGGUUUUUCUUACUGUAAAGAAAACUUAAAAAUUUUAAUGAAAACAUUUCAUAUGAAGCCAGGUUUAUGACUGAGAUCACCCCACCAUUUAGUAAUGCAGAAAACUUGCCCUUGCAAAGUGUUUGGAAUUUUAGGUCUGUUAUGGAAGCCAUCCUUGACUGUUCUUAAUCACACGUCUACUUAAGGUGAUUCAUCUUUGUUUUUGUUUGUAGCACACAAAAUGAAGCCAGAAGCCUUUUACAUAUGAAAUUACCCUGAAUAGAACAAUGUCCUUUCACAUCACUAAUGCUAUCUCACAAUUACAAAGCUAAAAUGUGUUCCCAAUUUUAAGAAAUCAUACUUCUUUCCAUUUUUUAACUUACUACUAGCUUUUGAGAAUUUAAGUACUUGCCUGAGAUAGAAAUACAUUUUUCUUAUAAGUUAGGUCUAGAUGACUCAAGUCAGAGUAUGAUUUUGUCAAAGUAAAUUGAGACCACUGUUCUAAUAUAAUUGUUCAUAAGCACUGAAAUUCUGAAGAGAGUUUUUACUGUAAAAUUGGGUGAUCUCAAGUGCCUCAGUUAAUGCACGUACAAUAUUCAUUUGGUUGUGCUACCUCUCAGAAGUAAAACUUGUCAGCGUAUGAACUUUUGAAAUGAGGAUUUUUGGGGGGGGUGGGGAGGGAUAGAUUUGUUUUCGGUGUGUGUAUGUGCUUUUUUUUUUUUUUGUAUAAGUAGCCCAGGCUAACAUGACUAUGAAAAUUGGUAGAAACUCCAUUAAUAAAUAUUGUUUUUGCUUCAUUUGAAUGUAAGAGUUUGGAUAAAAGGACUUGGUAUAAAGUUUAGAUUUUUCUCAAGGACUUAAUCCCUGUUUCCCCUUAAGUAUUUCUUAGAGGAAGUAACUUUUUACAAGUAUUAUUGGCUGGGGGGAUGGAAGAGGGAGUUAGAACAAAGAUCUUAAAACACUAUAUAAGAAAAAAAGCAAGGACGCCUGGGUGACUCAGUCAGUUAAGCGUCUGCCUUUGGCUCAGGUCAUGAUCCCAGGGUCCUGGGACCGAGCCCCACAUCAUGGUCCCUGCUCAGCUGGGAACCUGCCCCUCCCUCUCCCUCUCCGUGCCCUCCCGCUCAUGCUUGCUCUCUCUCUCAGAUAAAUAAAAUCUUAAAAAAAAAAAAAACACCCAUGACAUACACAAAAAUCCAGGGAGUGAGGUUAACACAGUAUAUCAGCAGAAAUAAAAAAAAUCUGUUAUUACAGCAUAGUUCUAGCAGAAUAUUUCUUUUCUCCCAUUAACAGAAUCAUGUUUUAUUUAAAGGAAUAGGUGAAAUGCAAGUUAGUUUCUAUAAUGACCAUAAAAAAACUAGUUCCUGGGCGCCUGGGUGGCUCAGUUGGUUAAGCAACUGCCUUCGGCUCAGGUCAUGAUCCUGGAGUCCUGGAAUCGAGUCCCACAUCAGGCUCCCUGCUCAGCAGGGAGUCUGCUUCUUCUCCCUCUGACCCUCCUCCCUCUCAUGCUCUCUCUCAUUCUCUCUCUCGCAAAUUAAUUCUUAAAAAAACAACUAAUUCCUGCCAAUUCAAAUUAUUACUCACAAAUGAGCACAAAAAGAAAUAAAAGUUACUAGUUACUUUGGUUUAUGUAGUUAAAAAUUACUAUAAAUCCAGAAUUCAAACCAGCACGUGGACCAUCUGAUUUAGUACAUAUUGUUAAAUUGAAUUAUCAAAGUUUGCUAAAUGCUUAUCAGCAUAACAUUUUGAUCAGUGAUAAAGUUGGGUUUUAUGCCAGGAGCCUAAUUUGAUAUCAAUAUUAAUUACUGUUAUUUAAAAUACAUCUAUUAAUUUCACAUACACAUAUUUUCCAAAGAAGGUAUGGUGGGAAGUAGUUUUAAGAACUCUGUUAAGGUAACAUAUCAACCUACAGAGGAAAUAAUUUUAAAAUUCCAAAUGCCACAUUAGCACCUUAUUCCUUUCCAUAACAACUGUAUUAGCUUAGGACACACAAAUGUUGACUGCAUUGUAAAGUAACAUGAAUGUAUCCCUCCAUUAAAAUUUGAUUAACACAAGAAACCAGUUUUUACUCUACCAUCAGGAAACCAGUGUGUUGACUCUGCUAGUCGCUUACAUUACUACUCUAACCAUACACUUGGGAUAUAGUAGGAGAAGGAAAGAAGAAAUUGGUUUGGGAGCCAGUGUGGUAGAAUUGCAUUAAAACUCCAUUUAUCACUUGAGUUCAGUCAAGACUCCACUCUGAACAAAUGUAUGAUGAUGUUCUGGUUUCCAGAAAGAACUGGAGACCAGUUUAGUAAUCCCAAAGGCCUAGGAAUCUCUUUCCUCAGUGCAUUAUUGUUCUGCUAAAUGGCCACAAGUUACUUUGGAGAAGGCUAAGAGGAAGAUACAUAUUACAUCUUUGUGAUGUUAUGGCAGGGUCCUUUACACCAAAGUGCUCUGGGAAUAUGAAUUAAAUCAGCCCUGGGAAUUGCUAAGGGAUCAUGACUAAUACAAUGGUUCCAGAUCUCCAUCGACAGAUAAAUGGAUAAAGAAGAUGUGGUAUGGGGACGCCUGGGUGGCUCAGGUCAUGAUCCCAGUAUCCUGGGAUUAAGUCCAGCAUCGGGCUCCUUGCUACACAGGGAGCUGC
Messenger RNA from Zalophus californianus (California sea lion), 5369 nucleotides. RefSeq names its product tRNA methyltransferase 1 like (gene TRMT1L). Gene Ontology annotation, cellular component: nucleus. Lineage: Eukaryota; Metazoa; Chordata; Mammalia; Carnivora; Otariidae. Gene Ontology annotation, biological process: tRNA N2-guanine methylation. The transcript is spliced from 16 exons. Gene Ontology annotation, molecular function: RNA binding. Bases 262 to 2601 code for a protein of 779 amino acids. The record is from RefSeq and is a predicted model, not a curated record.